AGCGCGUUUCGCGGGGCACUAGCACUAUUAACCACCAAACUCAGCUCGUUGAAUAAACCACCUCUGAUUGACCAGCGACUUGUUCAAUUGAUCAAGCAUUAAUUGCACGAUGCUCUCGAAUGCAUUGUUGACAAUAUGGCGCCAAUACAGAAGACCUUUUCCUUGAUCCCAGAGCUGCCAUCAUGUCUGGGCAAUGGCAACAACGAAACCGCGUCGGCCGGUCGCCCCUCCAAGCCGCCCAUGACGUCGAAGCAAGCCAAGAAGCUAUACAAGGCCAAGUCCACGGGCCCGAAGCUCUCCAAGGCCGAACAGAGGCGCCAGGACCUGAUGGAACAAGACCGGAUACGAAGGGAAAUUGAGAAGGAAAAGAACCAAGAAAGAGCGCGAAAGGCACGGGACAGGCGGAAAGAGAAAGAGGACAAGCAGAAGGCGGAGAAAAAGAAGAGGGGCUUGCCGCUUGUUGCUGUACAUCCAUCCCAAGAUACCAUCGCUCGCUUUAUACAGCCGAAACCGAAAGCGGCCAAGACCGAGGAGCGAUCAACACCGUUGUCGGCCAUCACUGAGGAUGAUAGCGAUUCGACGUUGUCGGCUGUGGACGGCGAUCAUGAGCCUCCACGCAAACGGCAACGUAGUAGUGGUUCUCUAAAAUUCGUUGGAAAUGGCCCUGCGAUGCAUCUCAAUACACCUCCAGACGCCAAAUCGAAGACGUCUGGCUCCCAAGCAAAGCCGUCCUCAAACCCAAGAGUCGAGCCGAAGGUAGCUGGAUCUCAAGCAAAGCCAUGCCUUGAUCCAACUGAUAUGUUCCAAGCAAAUGCAUCCAUUCCUAAACGCAGUUACGAUCGGGAUGCUCCAUCGACCAAACAAGAUUUCAAUCAACAGUUGUUCAACGAGUCCCUCUCUGCAAUUGAGUCUUUCUCUACAGAAGAGUUGUCCUUUCUCGAAGAUUGUGUUCAAGAUAUCAACAAUGCGGACGACCCUUCUCAUAAAAACUCACAUGUUCCUGCGAAACUUCCUUCCCCAAAAGCACCCGAAAUUAGCAGGUCUCAGGGCACGAAGCCGAAGAUGAAUUCCAUCCUAGGUACAGGAUUGAAAGCGGCUGAGUCCACAGCUUCAACGCGAAAGGUGGCCCAGGAAAUUCACGGGAGUACAUCCUGUGUCACUAAGCUGCUGCAGAGGACUGCAGAGCCGGCAGAUAACCCCAGGCAUGUCCAUCGAGAUACAGUAUCACAUGCUCCAGCCCGUGUCGAUGGUGACGACAAAAUAAUUGAACCCGUCCCUCCACUGUUGAAGAGCAAUGCUAGAAAUCCACCAAAUUUUCCACGUGCAGCACAUCCUCCGAAGCCGCCUCCAGCCAGAUGUGGCCCUCAGGUUAGUUUCGAGCCUGAAAAUCUAGCCGGAUGCGCGAAAUCUCGUGCCACUGCCAGUACUGCAACACGCAAACCGCUUGAGAAGUUGUCACUCAACCAAGCUGACACCACUGUUUCGAAAACUGCCGCUCCGCCUCUCAGGCGACCCUUUUCCAUGGACGGCUCUAAGCCAGCAGCAAGGACACCACAACUCAAUAUGCCCGAGCCUCGAGCCCUCACCUCCGCCUCAACUUCAUCAGGUCAUCGAACAACAUCGGUGGGCCCGCCUUCUUUUGUGCCGAAUUUCAAAACGGCCCACCAGGAGGCGCUUGUUGCCAAAAUGAAUCCGCCGAAGUUCCUGCGUCAACCGAGUCACAGGUCACACUUCUCGCCUGCAGCAGUGCAAUCUGGUGCGGCGUUUCUACCCCCACCUAGUACACAACAGCUCUUGAUGGACUUUGAUGACUUUUUCCCGAGCCCUUCACAGGAAGUCAGGGAACUCUUUGAAGACAAACAUGAAGGUGCGCAGACAUUGUCCUCGGUCCGGUCCCAUGUGCCACCAUUACGUGACCGACCUAUACUACCUCCUCGAGUCAAAACGUCCCUCCUUUCUUCCAAGCCCCCAAGAAAUCGUCUCAUAACAGCAAACAGACCAGUCACCGCUCCUACUUGCGAAAACUUAGUGAAACCCACCACGGUUUACAUUGACCAUAGCGUUACGGGACUUUAUGAAAUGCCGUUUUUUGCAACGCAAGACCUUUUCUUAUCCUCCCAGGACCUUAUAGAACUUGAGGAACAUCCGAAAUCGCCUCCAAAGGCUCAGACGCCAUACGUUGAAUCAAUCCCAGGGUCACUACCAUCCAGCGGAAUGCCGGAGACAUCUUCAGGUCCACGUCUCAAUCAAAGAGCCUUAGCGAGACCUUCGGAGAUUUCUAACCUGCACUCCCGCGAAAAAAGAGAGCAUCCGUCAGAUCAUAACUCUGCCGGUGCUAAUAGUGCAGACUGUUCGGUCUCGAAUGACGAAAUGUUGCAAAAGCCCCCAGUCGCGCCCGCGUCAGUCCAGCAAGCGCCACGAUAUGCGGAAAUUCAACCAACAUUGGAAACUCCCCGGCGUUCCCCAGAACCAUUCUUCACAUCCAGUGGAACCAGAGCGAUGAAGGCCUACGCCAUCGAGAGAAGCAAGACGACGCCUUGGGAGGAAGCACGUGUACAUCUUGAACCUCAGGAAGAUCUGGAUAUGGAUCAGGCUCAACGAUUACAAGAUGAGUGGUUGGAACAGCUGCUUCUGGAUUCUGCAGUUGAAGAAGACGAAACACGACGUGCAGCGGUUACACAGAGUACGUGGCAAGUGGUGAAAGAGGUAGCGAGUCAGGGGUUGGAGGACCACAACCAGAAGAAACAAGAGUCACCGGGCGAUGGUCAACCAGGGGGUGGGGGGGAUGACUACAGCCAGAAGCGGCAGGAACUCCCAAGCGUCUGUCAAUUGGGGAGCCAAAAAAGGAACAAAGAUUCUCAAGUUGGCCAUCCGAAGAGCUCAUAUGAGAUGAUGUUGAAGUUGUCUGGGCUAUCGGGAAAUGAAUACGUCUCGUCUACGCCUACGACCCAGGAGGUGGCUGGUCCAGCAGGCCAACAUUUUGACUACUGUGAUGAGGAGUUGGAGGAUGAUGAUUUGUGUAGCGUGUUGCUGGAAUAAUUGUCUUUAGCGGAUGCAGACAAUCGUGAAGACGACCUACAUGUUUAGUUGGAUAUUGAUAGCUUUGCCUGGAAUGAAUGAUGAGAGGGCCGGAAGCAAUGGGGAUCAUAUACUCUACCUCUGCUGGCUUUUCUCGUCGGAGGCUUGCAGUUAUGUCUCUAGUCGGCAUUGCUAUUGGUCUAGAGACUAAAACUCCGGUUCUUCGAUGUAAUACUAACCCCUUACAUCUGAUUCGUGAAACGUUUCCUGCUUUGUAGACACAAAACAUGCUAGCACCUGAUGUC
Messenger RNA from Pseudomassariella vexata, 3323 nucleotides. RefSeq lists its product as uncharacterized. The record is from RefSeq and is a predicted model, not a curated record. The transcript has a single exon. Bases 136 to 3039 code for a protein of 967 amino acids. Lineage: Eukaryota; Fungi; Ascomycota; Sordariomycetes; Amphisphaeriales; Pseudomassariaceae.